Molecule: messenger RNA, 3000 nt
Organism: Chiloscyllium plagiosum (whitespotted bambooshark)
Lineage: Eukaryota; Metazoa; Chordata; Chondrichthyes; Orectolobiformes; Hemiscylliidae
Product: homeobox protein Hox-D5
Biological process (GO): anterior/posterior pattern specification; regulation of transcription by RNA polymerase II
Cellular component (GO): nucleus
Molecular function (GO): RNA polymerase II cis-regulatory region sequence-specific DNA binding; DNA-binding transcription factor activity, RNA polymerase II-specific
Source: RefSeq, a predicted model, not a curated record
GUCAAACCGAAAAAGAAAAAUCUUGAUUACAAAUAUUGCAUUUAUUUCUUGGUUCGUUUCCUUGCCCUUCUGGCUGGUUCAGAUUGUUUGGAUCUGCAUGGCAGAGAACGAUAACAGAGCAAAAUUGGAGACUGCACGAUAUGAUUUGGAAAUCUGUAUAUAUUUGCCCGAAGGCUAUCUUUGCACAAUUAAAUUUGUUUUAAUUCCAUCAGCACCUACACAGGAAUAUGCAUCAGAUAUAAGAGUUUUAUACAAAUGCGUCCAUCUAAAUAAAACAUAGAUUGUACAAGGGACAACUGUAGUAACGUUCGCGAGGAAUUCCGCGGCGAAAAUAGAAAUAAACCCUAUACCACGCCCGCUUAGCUUCUCAGUCGAUUCAGGUUGGUUUCAGGGUCGACUUAACCAGUCACAAAAUAAAUUACCAUGUUGGUCUGGUUGUUUUAAAAAACAGAUCCCCAAUCAUAACAGACAACACACAAUUAUCCAGAAACCGGAAUUUCAUGGGCAAAUUGUGGGAUUGCCUGGGAAAACUAAUGGAAAACUUUGUGAAUGCGCAGUGUAUGUAGAUAUCAACGUAAUGUGGAAAUAGCUGUGCGCAGUGUUCUAUGAAAACGACAUUGUAAUCGUUGUAGAUGUUGAAACCCGGGCUGUGUGUGUAAGUGAGGGAAGGCUGCCUCUGUAUCCUAUAUAGGGAUAAGCUGUCUUUCAGGGAAACGAACUUUCCCUAUGUUGUUGCCUACAAGGAAGAGAAGUUAAACAUCCUAAACCUUGGAGUAAAAAUCAGAGUCGGAUAUCGAGAAGAUUUACUUGUUAUUUAUUUCCAUUUAUGCAGUUCGCCACAAGCAAAUCAUUCUUUUUCAACCAAUAUCAAACUAAAGGAUUACAUACAUGAUUAAUACGAAAUAAACGUUUUAAAUUGAAUUGAAUUUAAAACGUUAAUUGAGUUACAAAAUAUUUUGAAUUAUUAGGGUGUAAUGCUGAAUAACAAACGGAUCAGAUCAACGUUUGCAGCUUCUUAAUAGUUGUACCUAUCGUCAGCAGAAGCCAAUUCCACAAAUUACUUUACAUAUGCAUUAUACACAAACCUAUGCACUUACAAACUUACUAAACAGGAAUUUUUUACUCGCAUACACAUUUUGUGUCUGUGUUCCUGUAUAUGUCGUCAGUUAAAUAAAAUCGAAUUUCAGGUAACAGAAAUCAGCUUUCAUACCCAAGGUUUAACAGGGUUUUAAGUGUGAACCAUUUUAUAAAUAAACCUAUAUGGAAAAUAGGUUGCAAAGUGUGAACGUCAGACCUUUCAGAUUAUGUUUUGCUGAUGCGAAUCUGGCUUUACUCAUGUUUGCCAGCAGGGGGCGCUACAGGAUCAUGCUGGCUAAAUCAUAGCAAGUAUUCUCACUGCAUGAAUUACCCCCAGGGUCAGGCACAAGAAUUUACGACUGGUCAACAAAAGCACGUGAUCUAAACUUGUGCCCCAUAUUUGGUUGCAUACGUAGAAAGCAGAGAAAUGACAUGUGCCUUUUAUUUCCAUAUUUCAUUAUAUAUCGCUCGGUCUAGUGCCGAAUAAACGUCUAAGAACCACAAAUCAAAACCCGUUAAAGGCAGAUGAGUUCCUACUUUUUAAACUCCUUCUCAGGUCGCUACCAAAAUGGCCACGAUUAUCAGUUGCCGAGUUAUGGAAAUACUGCUUCUGUCGGCGAGCAUUUCAGGGAGUCGACGAUGCUCUCCGCCAGGUAUGGCUAUGAUUACACCGGGAUAGACCUCAGCAUGACUCGUUCGAACUCAAAUCUGUGUGGUGACAAUGAAAGGUCCACCAAUUACCUGCAAACAGUCAAUAACACCUUUCAUAGUUCAUCUGGGGUGAAAAUGAAAUCGCCUGAACCUGCCUUCUGUUCGGGAUCUUUAAUAAGCUCAUCAGAUAGUGCUAUUAAGACGGGGGCUAUUAUUACAGAAUCCAAUCAUUCAUACCACGGUAACCAGGACACAUCGCCGGUUAACGAUGAACAUCCUAAGGGGACGAACAGCCCCAAACCGGAAAGUGGGCAACUAGACAAGGAUCCAGCACUGCAAAUGCAGAUAUACCCAUGGAUGAAAAAGAUGCACCUUAACCAAGAAGGCUUAAGUGGGCUAGAAGGGAAACGAACGAGGACAGCAUAUACUCGGUACCAGACCCUGGAGCUGGAGAAGGAAUUCCAUUAUAACAGAUACCUUACACGACGCCGCCGGAUAGAAAUCGCUCACGCCCUGUGCCUGACUGAAAGACAAAUUAAAAUCUGGUUCCAAAACCGAAGAAUGAAAUGGAAAAAGGACAAUAAAUUGAAAAGUAUAAAUGUCAGCCCCCCAGGAGUAGGCUUUCAGCCAUAGCUUGUUUCAUCCUAAUUCUGGCUAUACAAUAUUACUGUCCAGAUGAUCUUUUAAGUUGCAAUAGGAAAGGUUGUUUGGCCACAUUAGGUGCUCCUCUAUGAGAUGCGUUUAUUAAUACGUUGUUCUCAUAUGGGUACAACGUCUUGCUAUCAAUUUACCAAGAAAAGAAUACAAUUUAUCAGUUGUCACCAACAGAUGUUAAAUCAUGUUUUUAUACAUUGAUGGUAAUAGCCAUGCCUAAAUUUAGAUUAUAAGACAGCGAGCGAGAGAGGGGUCAAACGACUUAAUGUAGCCAAGCAAGCCAUUUAUCUCUUGAGAACAGAAUGAAGUUGUGCUGAAUAUCUGGUUUCUGAACAAACGAAUCCCAUACCGGAAUAGAGCUUCGCUAAGAUUUUAAAUUAAUAAUAUUUUAUAAACUUAGAUGAAUAUUGUUCCUGUCAUCUCUUUUUACAUCAAACUUUCUUUUGUUUGAUUUUGCCUUGGAAUGUUUAUGGCACAAGUGUUGCUGUGGUCCCAGGUAUAUAUGUCUUGUAUAUUCUGUACAGAUAUAAUGUCUGAAUGUCUGACUUUGUCCUAUGUACAUGAAAUAAGUGAUUUUCAUUUUGCCUACAUUGAAAUAAAGUCAGUUUUAUCAAUAAA